GGCACAACCAUAUUUCCAUCACUGACCUCGGUGCUACAUGAUGACAAAGAAUUCCCCAACCCAGAGAUGUUUGACCCUGGACACUUUCUGGAUGAGAAUGGCAAUUUUAAGAAAAGUGACUACUUCAUGCCUUUCUCCACAGGCAAACGGAUCUGUGUGGGAGAGGGCCUGGCCCGCAUGGAGCUGUUUUUAUUCCUGAUCACCAUUUUACAGAACUUUAACCUGAAAUCUCUGGUUGACCCAAAGGACCUCGAUACCACCCCACCUAACAGUAGAUCACUUUCUUUGCCACCCUCGUACCGGAUCUGCUUCAUUCCUGUGUGA
This is a messenger RNA of Galeopterus variegatus (Sunda flying lemur), 324 nucleotides long. Its product is annotated as cytochrome P450 2C42-like. NCBI's taxonomy places the organism in Eukaryota, Metazoa, Chordata, Mammalia, Dermoptera, Cynocephalidae. Gene Ontology annotation, biological process: xenobiotic metabolic process. Gene Ontology annotation, cellular component: intracellular membrane-bounded organelle; cytoplasm. The transcript has 2 exons. The record is from RefSeq and is a predicted model, not a curated record. Gene Ontology annotation, molecular function: iron ion binding; heme binding; oxidoreductase activity, acting on paired donors, with incorporation or reduction of molecular oxygen, reduced flavin or flavoprotein as one donor, and incorporation of one atom of oxygen. The annotation marks the transcript as partial.